CAUCGCGCGGCCGUGGGCGGCGCACGCCACGCUAUAUCACUAACACGAGCUAUUAUGGUUAGAAUACGAUAGAAAAUGCUGUUAACACGAGCGCUGCGGCGCGUCGCAUCUGUGCGGCCAGCAGCACUGCGCAGCGCAUCGACGGCCGCCGCGGUGCAAGACGCCACCGCCGCCGUGGUGCCAAAGCCGCCGCCGGACCCAAAAACCGUCGCGGACAUGCGGCGGCCCGAGUGGUGGUACCCGAAGGCGCGCCUGUCGAAGCGCACGAUCAUCUACCACGGCGGCCCCACAAAUUCGGGCAAGACCUACCACGCCCUCGAAGCACUGAAGCGGGCCGAGAACGGCGUGUAUGCGGGACCAUUACGUUUACUAGCGUUGGAGGUCCACGAGCGGCUGAACGACGCCGGCGUGUAUUGCUCUUUAUUUACGGGUCAAGAAAGACGAGAAGUGCCCUUCGCCACGCACGCGUCCUCCACGAUCGAGAUGGUGUCGUUGCAGGAGCGCUACGACGUCGCCGUCAUCGACGAGAUCCAGCUGAUUGGGUCGAGCGAGAGGGGCCACUCGUGGACAAGGGCGUUACUAGGCCUCGACGCGCGGGAGAUCCACGUCUGCGGCGCUUUGGAUGCGUCCGAGCUCGUGGAGGAUUUGGCGAAAAAAUGUGGAGACGAUUUUGUGCUCAAGACGUACGAGCGACUGACGCCCCUGAAGCCGCUACCCGUACUAAAAGGCUGGCGCGACGUGCGAGCCGGCGACUGCGUGGUGACCUUCUCGCGAGAUGAUAUUCAUGCGGUGAAACGACUCAUAGAAGAGGCGAAGCCAGGUACCAAAUGUUGUGUCGUGUACGGUACGCUACCGCCCGAGACGCGGGCGGAGCAAGCCCGGCUGUUCAACACGGAGGGCAACGGGUACGAUGUGCUCGUGGCCUCGGACGCGAUUGGCAUGGGGUUGAAUCUGAAUAUCGGACGAGUGUUGUUCCGACGCGUGCUCAAGUACGCCGGGAACGCUCCUUCCGAAGCUCGGUUGGCGAGUGUGGCGCCGGAGUACCGGGACGAUGCGCGACGGCUGGGCCAGUUGCCCGCGGAUCGGGCACUCGUAAAACAGAUCGCGGGAAGAGCGGGAAGGAUGUCCACGGCCUUCGGCGAAGGCGGUGGCGGCGUGGCGGCCAUGGACGAGCGCGACGCCCAAUACGUCCGCAAGGCGUUAAAUGCCAAACCAGAUAAAGUCACAAAGGCGGGCCUCUUCCCUCCCUCGGAAUUAUUGGCGGCCUUCGCGCGCGAGACGAAGAUAGCGUCAAAAACGGAUAUAACGGCCGUCGUCGACGCCUUUGUGAAUGUUUGCCAGAUCGACGCGGCGCGCUACGCUUUAGCGGGUCAUGUCGAGCUCAAGAAGGUGGCGACGCAGCUCGACGUGCCGUUGCCGUUGGAAGACAUGGUCACGUUCUGCGCGGCGCCCUGCAACUCCUCGGAUCGGCUGGCCGUGGCCAUGCUGACGGAGUACGCGCGAGCUAGAGCGCGGGGCGAGCGCGCCGGGCCGAACGUGCGCCUGCCGAAGCACAAGCCGCGCACGUUGCGGGACCUGCACGACAUGUGCGGCAAGCACAACGUGCUGGACUGCUACCUGUGGCUCGCGCACCGGUUCCCCGAGACGUUUCCCGAGAGCGACGCCGCGAUGGCGCAGAAGCGGCGGUGCAUCGGCCUGGUCGCCGCGGGGCUGGCGUCGCGGCGGCUGCAGCUUCCCGAGAAGAAGGAGGCCGACGCGAAGAGUGUCGCGGCGAAGCUCGUCGCCGCGAAGAAAAAGAAGCCCUCCGCGAAGAAGCGGGGGCGUGUUGUGAGGGGUAAACGAAGUAAAUAAUCACAUGGUC
This is a messenger RNA of Pelagomonas calceolata, 1861 nucleotides long. Lineage: Eukaryota; Pelagophyceae; Pelagomonadales; Pelagomonadaceae. The record is from the annotation of a GenBank genome assembly.